Zingiber officinale is the source of this 1044-nucleotide messenger RNA. RefSeq names its product F-box protein FBW2-like. Bases 1 to 1044 code for a protein of 347 amino acids. The record is from RefSeq and is a predicted model, not a curated record. NCBI's taxonomy places the organism in Eukaryota, Viridiplantae, Streptophyta, Magnoliopsida, Zingiberales, Zingiberaceae. Gene Ontology annotation, molecular function: protein binding. The transcript is spliced from 3 exons.
AUGGGGAAGAUGCGGCUGUCGGCGGCGACUGUGGCCGCGGGAAAAGGCAACGUUGGCUGCCGGUGGCGGCUAUGGACGCGGGGGAAGUGUAACCCUGGAACACGAGUCGGCAGAUGGCAGCCCGGGUGGGCCUAUUUGUUACAAUUCUCCUCGCCAAAUUCCAAAAGCUUCUACUUCGAAGCUAUGCAGAAGCGACGCCGAGCAGAGGUCGGCGGCGGAAACGUAGCGGGUGACAGUAAAUGGUCGGAGCUGACGGCGGAAGUGCUCGCGUCCAUAUUUUCACUGAUCCCGACGGACGAGUUGGCGAGGACGAUGUCGUUCGUCUGCCGCUCUUGGCGGGACGUACUCGCGGAGCCCUACUGCUGGUCUAUCGUCAACUUGGAAGAUUGGUGCCGCCGCGUCGACCGCACCGACGUCAUCGAUUUCGUCGUCCGCCAUCUCGUGCGCCGCAGCCGGGGCACCAUCCGCCGCCUCUCCGUCUACCACCUCGGAGACUCCGGAUUCGUCCACGCCGCAUCUUGCAGAUCGCUCGGCGUGCUCGAAAUGCCAGUGAGUUUUGUGAGUGACAAAAUGGUAAAGAAGCACGAGAGUAUACUUGCUAAUCUCACUUUGCUGGACAUUAGUCACUGCGCCAACAUCACCGCCGGAGGCAUCGAGGUGCUCGGGAAGAACUGCAAGGCGUUGGUCGAUCUGAGGAGAAACAUGCCGCCGCCGGAGAUAACCCACGACGAUGAUCUACCUUCCCUGGUGGACGAAGGGGAAGCCAUGGCCGUGGCAAACAGCAUGGUUGGGCUUCGACAUCUCGAGCUUUCGUAUGGGAGGUUCAGCGAUAAAGGGUUGGUGGCGAUCUUGAGCAACUGCACCGCGCUUGCCUUUCUUGACAUCCGAGGUUGUUGGUGCGUUCGACUGGCAGGCGACGUCGAGCCGAUGUGUCAGAGAAUCGAAACCUUCUUCGAUCCUUGGGAGAAUCAUAUUUUCCUGGAGGAUGAUGAUUCGUCUGAAGAUGUGAUAGAGAUUUCUAGUGAUGAAGAAGAUGAAGCAUGA